AUGGCACAAUCUAAGUGGAAGUUCUCUUUUGAGUUAGAAAGGCGGAGAGAAUAUCAGGAUUACACAUUAACGAUGUACUUCAGACAGCACUGGAAAGAUGAAAGAUUGUCGUACGAUCCUUGUCUUGGAAAUGUCUCCCUCAACGGCCGACUAGCAGACAGCAUCUGGGUACCGGAUACUUACUUCCCUAACGACAAGCGUUCGUUCGUUCAUGACGUCACAGUCACAAACAGAUUACUUCGAUUUCACUACGACGGUACCAUCACAUACGGCAUGAGGAUAACAACUGUUGCUUCGUGCUAUAUGGAUUUGGUACAUUACCCUAUGGAUGAACAGAACUGCUCUCUAGAAAUUGAAAGUUGUAAGUACUCUGAUUUAUGUCGGUCUUAAUUGUUUAAUAUUCCAAACUUUCCCAUUGAGCGUCACGAAUACAAUAAUAUAUAUAUAUAUGGCAACCCUGAGGUGAGCUUGCUUUGAGUUCGGCCGUUUUCUUUUUUUUUUCUUGGUAAGUAAUUACGUUAAUUUUAUAGUACAUCUUUAU
Molecule: messenger RNA, 541 nt
Organism: Lytechinus variegatus (green sea urchin)
Lineage: Eukaryota; Metazoa; Echinodermata; Echinoidea; Temnopleuroida; Toxopneustidae
Product: gamma-aminobutyric acid receptor subunit beta-1-like
Exons: 3
Coding region: 1-390 (129 amino acids)
Biological process (GO): nervous system process; signal transduction; regulation of membrane potential
Cellular component (GO): membrane; neuron projection; synapse
Molecular function (GO): GABA-A receptor activity; extracellular ligand-gated monoatomic ion channel activity; neurotransmitter receptor activity
Source: RefSeq, a predicted model, not a curated record